AUUCCCUCUACUCACGGUUUUCAGUUGCUCUGCCCAGAUUCGAAAUCGAAACAGAAUGAGUCCUGAUAGGAUCAUAGGACUACACUUAUAACACUUCUUCCAGCUCUCUCCCUAUCGAAAGCCAAAACCCCAUUCCAAAUCAGUCUAUCUCCUCGAACCCUGAUAGAUCAUUCCUUCUAGUUAUGUCAGCAGGCACGGCCUCUCUCCCUCACCAGCUCACAAAUCACACCUCUUUCUUCGGCAUCAAACUAUGGAUCACAAUUCUCAUCUGCACUCUCCUAAUCAUCGUUCUGAUUCUUCUUGUUCUUCUCUCCCUCUACUUCUCCUCUUGCCGCCGCCGCCGCAAGAAGCCCAGCAGGAUCCAUUUCACCACCCUAAAAUCCGCGAUUUCCAAGAACCCGCAUUCCUCUCUCAGCCCUCUGGAUAGGAGGCUAUUGUCGCGGAACGGCAGGGAGAUCGAAUUGGGCAUCGGGCAGCAGGAGAGAAGAAAUGGCCCGUGGCCGACUCCGGAUUUGGAGUCGGCGGCUAGUAGGUACUCGUGCAGGGUUUCGGACGCAAAGGUGGGGUACCAGUGGUAUACGGCAAGGGAAAUUGAAGUGGCUACGAAUGGCUUUGCUGAUGAGAAUGUGAUUGGGAGCGGAGAUUUUGGGAUCGUUUAUCGCGGUGUUCUGUUUGACGGCAUGCGGGUAGCGGUGAAGAAAUUGUUGCAUGACAGUGGUAAAGCAGAGAACUUUGUAGCACAAGUGGAGGCAAUUGGGUAUGCUAGACACAGGAAUCUGGUCAAGUUGCUAGGAUACUCUACUGAAGGAGCUUUCAGGAUGCUUGUGUACGAGUACGUGGACAAUGGCAAUCUUUCCCAGUGGCUUCAUGGAUGCAUAAGACAACUUAGCCCUCUAACUUGGAAGAUUCGGAUGAACAUUAUCCAACCAACUGCAAAAGGCUUGGCGUACCUGCAUGAGGAUAUUGAACCCAAGGUUGUCCAUCAGCACAUUAAAUCAAGCAACAUUUUGCUCGAUCACCAAUGGAAUCCUAAGAUAUCUGAUCUUGGGGUCGCGCAAGUUUUAGGGUCAGAUUGGAGCCAUAUUGCAACUUCUCCCUUGGGAAUGUCUUGUUACAUAGCACCAGAAUAUACUUAUACUCGUGUUUUCGAUGAGAAGACUGAUGUUUAUAGCUUUGGGAUACUUCUCAUGGAGAUUAUAACUGGAAAGACCCCUGUAGAGGACUCCAGUGGAACAGAGACACAGGUAUACUUGAUAGACUGGUUGAAGUCUAUGAUUGCAGAGAAAACCUACGAUAAAGUUGUGGAUCCUAAGAUGCCUCAAAUGCCUCCAUUGAAGGAACUAAAACGAAUUCUCUUGAUUGCUCUGAGAUGUGUGGAUCCUGAUGUUGAAAUUAGGCCGAGGAUGGGUGAUGUGAUCCAUAUGCUCGAGCCACGGGACUUGCUACUUACUGAUAUUGACUGUUGCAGUAAUCGUUAAACUUCUUGCACUAAUUCCACAGGGGAAAGCAAAGAAUUAGACACUUCGGAUUUAUGCUGAUCAUCACCAAAGUCAAGUAAAAUCAAAAGUUCCAAGAUUGUUUAUGGCUAUUUCUUCCUGUACAUAUAAUACCUCAUUGGUCUUAUAUAUUAAGUUACUAGCAAUACUUUCUAAACAUAGUCUAAAUGAAA
Molecule: messenger RNA, 1669 nt
Organism: Rhododendron vialii
Lineage: Eukaryota; Viridiplantae; Streptophyta; Magnoliopsida; Ericales; Ericaceae
Product: probable serine/threonine-protein kinase At1g01540
Exons: 7
Coding region: 183-1478 (431 amino acids)
Biological process (GO): protein phosphorylation
Molecular function (GO): ATP binding; protein kinase activity
Source: RefSeq, a predicted model, not a curated record